Molecule: messenger RNA, 1842 nt
Organism: Zymoseptoria tritici IPO323
Lineage: Eukaryota; Fungi; Ascomycota; Dothideomycetes; Mycosphaerellales; Mycosphaerellaceae
Exons: 2
Coding region: 28-1842 (604 amino acids)
Molecular function (GO): zinc ion binding
Source: RefSeq, a predicted model, not a curated record
ACAACAUCUCUGAAUCACCUCACCGGAAUGGCCUCUCUUCCUGCUCGUCAGCCGUCGCAGUCACGCCGUCCAGCAACGUCCGAGCAACCAUCACAGUCCCCAGCAUCAGCAUCUUCACAGGCCGCGGGGUCAUCACAGUCACAUGCGUCUUCAUCACCAGUCCGAGCACGAUCUGGGGACUCGCAAACGAUCUUCGUUCACAAGCCAGAUGAAGAGGACAUCCAAAUAGAGCAGGAAUUAGAACUGGGCUCACAACAGGCACCGCAAGCGCAAGAGGAAGAGGAAGACGAGAAGCGAUGUUGGAUAUGCUUUAGCGAUCAGUCAGAAGACACACCCACGACGUCGCCAUGGCGAGAUCCAUGCCCAUGUGCUCUCGUCGCGCACGAAGAAUGCCUUCUGGAUUGGAUCGCCGACUUGGAAGCUCCAGGUCAGCAGAACCGUCGGGGUGAGUAUACUACACCCAAAUGCCCGCAGUGCAAAGCGGAGAUCAAGCUGUCACGUUCCACGGACCUCAUCGUAGAUGCGUCGCGGGCGGUGGACCGUAUGAAGUCCAAAGUGGUGACGCCGACGGUGCUUGCAAUGCUGAGCGGAGGACUACAUUACAUGAGCACGGCGUGGGGCAUACAUUCCAUCUACGCGGUCUUCGGAGCUGAGGACGGACACCGAAUACUACGACCAGUCUUGUACAACACGAUACGAGCCCCAGUCGAGGUAUAUGUCAACUCACCGCGGGACGCUUCGAGGGUAAUGUUGGAUCUGUUCCUCGACCGGCUUCAGCAUUGGAGACUGUACCUUGGGCUGCCGCUAAUCGGUCCCGUCCUUAUCCUCUCACGAAUGUCCUUUGCAGACAGCAUUCUGCCAGUGCUGCCGAUCUUCUUCUUCGCCACGCAAAACUAUGCUUCCAACGAUACCGUCGAUCUGACACAAUGGCCACCCUCUGCCAGCUUCGCAUUCGCCUUAUUACCAUACGCCAGAGCGGCGUACAACGCUUACUAUCAGAGAUUUUGGGCAGAGAAGGAGAAGCAAUGGUUGAAAGAGGUUCAACCACGAGCAGGGCAGAACUCCAACGAAGCUGCGGGCGGGAAUGCUGCAGGCGGGAAUGCCGCACCGCAAGGGGAUGCAGACGACAAUGUUGUCGAAGUCCACGUCGAUGAAAUUCGAGUCGAUGGGGGCAUCUUCGGCGACUGGGAGGUUGCGAUCGAGGAAAUCGCCGCUGGCCAGCCGAAUGACGCGCCGCCGCCGAAUCGGAACAACGACGGAGCCGCCGCACCAGCUCCGGUCAUACGCGAUGGACGGAUACAGCCAUAUGCAGAGCGCCUCGCAGGCCAGCUCGUCGAAGCGGAGCAAGAUCUGGAUCCGGAGGCUCGUCAACAACAGCCGGCUGCUGACCCUCAACCCGCGCAACAACCUGAACAGCCCGCCGAACGCCGCCUUGCCACGACUGGCACGGCGAUCGCGGGUCACUUCGUCGGUGCGUUGAUGUUCCCUACUGUUGCUGGUCUCGCCGGAGAGUUUCUAAAGCUCGUGCUUCCCGCGUCCUGGACGGCGCCGUCAACUGCCGUGAAGUGGCUAUCCUGGAAUGGAGAUUACUUUCCGAAGAAGGGAGGAUUCUUUCAGGCAAAAUGGGCGAGGAGCCUUGUUGGAGGAUGUCUGUUCGUGGUGUGCAAGGACGCGUUGAGGUUGCUUCGGAUUGCAUCGGUAAGAUCGGAGCGGGCGCUAUCGUGGACAGAGGCCGAUAAGCUGGGACGCGCCUAUCAUGCGCAGACACGAUAUCAAGAAGAGAUACGAGACGCUAUCGAGCGGAAACGGGUACCGCUAUUCGGACCAAUAACGACUUCAUGA